UAACAUAUAUUAACAACGCAACAAACUCCGUCUCUGAAAACUUCCCCCAGCGCAGGCCUUCUUCGAAAAUUCAGAGAGCUGCAAUGGCCAUGGACGAUAUCCGCCGUUCCGGCGUCUCCGAUUACAGCGACGAACUUCUUCCCGGCGACGAUGACGCUCCGCCGCCGUCGUCAUGGCGUCUCAGACUCGAUACAUUUCGCCUCCCUUCCUCUCCCUUGCCCAACGAUCGUCGUACUCGACUCUCCCGCCUUCUUCAUACGACUCCGAGACAGGAACGUAAAGUUUCCGAGUAUUACAAGAAGCAAGAAAGGCUCCUCGAGGGUUUCAACGAGAUGGAGACGAUCAACGAAACUGGUUCUUUAUCUGGAACUCCAACCGAGGAAGAAAUAAAGAAGCUUGCAAAGAGUGAGAGGCUGGCAGUUCACAUCUCAAACGCGGCUAACCUUGUGCUUUUCACGGCAAAGGUUUAUGCUUCUGUCGAGAGUAGAUCUAUGGCUGUGAUUGCUUCAACUUUGGACUCUCUAUUGGAUCUCUUAUCAGGGUUUAUUCUGUGGUUUACCGCAAACGCCAUGAGAAAACCGAACCAUUAUCACUACCCAAUUGGGAAAAGACGAAUGCAACCUGUGGGCAUUGUUGUGUUUGCAUCUGUGAUGGCAACUCUUGGCCUGCAGAUAUUGCUCGAGUCAGCAAGACAACUUGUCUCUAAGAGCGGUCCUCAAAUGAGUAGCACCGAGGAAAAAUGGAUGAUCGGGAUUAUGGUUUCCGUAACAGUAGUGAAAUUCUUGCUCAUGACCUAUUGCCGGGGAUUCCAGAACGAAAUCGUCAGGGCCUAUGCACAGGAUCACCUUUUCGAUGUGGUCACCAAUUCAGUCGGUCUGGCAACAGCCGUCUUGGCCGUGAAAUUCUACUGGUGGAUCGAUCCCAUCGGUGCCAUUUUAAUUGCGUUGUACACGAUCGGGACAUGGGCAAGAACGGUAUUAGAAAACGUCCACUCGCUGAUCGGACGGUCAGCGCCGCCGGAUUUCCUGACAAAACUAACGUUUCUGAUAUGGAACCACCACGAACAGAUCAGACACAUCGACACUGUAAGAGCCUACACCUUCGGAUCACACUACUUUGUGGAAGUGGACAUUGUCUUGCCCGAAGACAUGAGACUUAACGAGGCACAUAACAUCGGAGAGACCCUACAGGAGAAGCUCGAACACCUUCCCGAGGUCGAACGUGCCUUUGUCCACAUCGACUUCGAGUUCACUCAUCGGCCCGAACACAAUUCUAAGGUUUAGUUAGACACUUUUGUUAUCUUUCUCUUGUGCUUCUUUGGUUUCUGUUUGGUUUCUUCUAUAUGUAGAAUAAUGCACCCCUCUUCGAUGUCCAUAUUAAUAAAAUAUAUUGAAUUUGGGCCUAAUCUCACGGCCCAAAGAUGUA
Tarenaya hassleriana is the source of this 1425-nucleotide messenger RNA. Its product is annotated as metal tolerance protein 9-like. Gene Ontology annotation, biological process: transmembrane transport; monoatomic cation transport. Gene Ontology annotation, cellular component: membrane. The record is from RefSeq and is a predicted model, not a curated record. The transcript has 6 exons. Lineage: Eukaryota; Viridiplantae; Streptophyta; Magnoliopsida; Brassicales; Cleomaceae. Gene Ontology annotation, molecular function: monoatomic cation transmembrane transporter activity. Bases 84 to 1283 code for a protein of 399 amino acids.